GCUUCAGGUACCAAGAUGUACUUGAUUUUCAACCAGCAUGGAUCUCACCUGCAUGAUCCAACAUACCUACAUUGUAUAAUAUCAAUUGUUUCAUUCAACUUAUCCCUCAGAGUAUACAGAGUACUGUACUAAAGGGGACCGGAAGCGCCAGUCUCCUUAACAGCUAUGACCUCGCGAACUCCACGGUGGGCUAUCCCCGUAAGCAUUAGUCUAGGCGUCCCAUUUGGUCUCUAUCUACUUUUCAUAUUACUAGGCGCCUUUCCUUUCUUUCAGAGACACUUUUUGUACUGUCAUCGAAUUAAUACGUUGUUCUGGCAUGACUUAAAUAAACCAGAGUAUUGGGGGUUCGCUAGAAACCAGGUAACGCCUUUCUCGCUAAGUACCGUUGAUGGGGAAAGCAUCUAUGCGUGGCAUAUUCUACCUCUUACAACCUACUUGAAGCACGAGAACAAGCUCCAGGCUCAACAACGAGGCUACUCGGACGAUAUUACCAAGACGGCAUCAUUUAAGCUGCUCAAAGAUGAACCCGAUGCUCGCCUUGUAAUAUAUUUUCAUGGGAACGGUGGCCAUGUUGCCCAGGGGUAUCGCCCCGACAGUUAUCAUACCCUGACUGAUUCAUCACAUUACCAUGUUCUGGCCAUUGAUUACCGUGGCUUUGGUAAAUCGACCGGUACGCCAUCAGAGGCAGGGCUAAUCCACGAUGGUAUUGCUGCCGUGGAUUGGGCAAUGCAAGUGGCUGGCAUCUCAGCCAGCCGGAUUGUCAUAAUGGGCCAUAGCCUCGGAACGGCGGUUACGAGCGGCGUCGCAGAGCAUUUCGCUAUGCAAGGAAUCGAAUUCGCGGGUAUCAUUCUCAUAGCCGGGUUCUCGGACCUACCAACUCUUCUUUCUUCAUAUUCAGCAGCGGGUUUUAUCCCAGUGCUUUCGCUGCUUCGCCCGAUCCCGCCGGUCCUCCGGUUCUUCCAAAAUUUCAUCGUGGAUAAGUGGAAGUCGGCAGACCGGCUUGCCCAUGUGGUGAGAUUGACACGAACAAGGCUACGGCUGACUUUUAUCCAUGCCAAGAAUGACUUAGCGGUACCGUCUCGUGAGAGCGAUGCGUUAUUCAAAUCUGCGGCUAGCGCUACUAUUGGAGAAAAUUUGGACAACGACAACUUCUUAUCAUGGAAAGAACAGCGAACCCUGCACAAAGAGGAUGAGACAUUUACGACGAUUGCCAAAGCUAAACCAGAUAUUAUCAUCAGGGAAGAACUUGUGUCGUAUAGUGGACACAACGAAGUAAUGGUGUCUUCGUCAGUCUCGCUCGCCGUCAUGAGAUCGUUUGGGCUCGAUGCUAUAAGCACCUAGUUAAGCUUCUUUAUACGUCGUAAUAUCAAACAUUAUAGACCUCAACUAAUCCUCGGAAAAGUAGAAUUUUGCAUUAAUAAAAUUCACAUACGCAAACUUCCAGAGCCAAGACUACCUUAUCUUAUAUACAUUCAUAUAUAUAUAUAUAUAUAUAUAGGUACCUACCUAAUACAUCCAUCUAUGUGCACCCACCCACAUACAAUUUAAAUGAUCUAC
Messenger RNA from Daldinia loculata, 1557 nucleotides. RefSeq names its product alpha/beta-hydrolase. The record is from RefSeq and is a predicted model, not a curated record. Bases 166 to 1341 code for a protein of 391 amino acids. Lineage: Eukaryota; Fungi; Ascomycota; Sordariomycetes; Xylariales; Hypoxylaceae. The transcript is spliced from 6 exons.